Molecule: messenger RNA, 2710 nt
Organism: Kockovaella imperatae
Lineage: Eukaryota; Fungi; Basidiomycota; Tremellomycetes; Tremellales; Cuniculitremaceae
Exons: 9
Coding region: 468-2561 (697 amino acids)
Biological process (GO): mRNA splicing, via spliceosome
Cellular component (GO): cytoplasmic stress granule
Molecular function (GO): mRNA binding
Source: RefSeq, a predicted model, not a curated record
UCACCUUUGGUCUCUGUUUCGCUCUUUCACACUUCUUCUCCUUCUUCUUCACCACCCUUUCUCUACCUCUUUCUCUUUCUGAACAAAGUCAGUCAGUACCCAGAGCGAAACUUCUCUUCGUCUCCUUUCCUCGAUCUCAACAUCGCUCUGAUCCUUAUCCAAGCGUCUUCCGCUCUCCGCCUUGUUCUUCGUUGCUCAGACGAGUUGUAUCUCGUUCUUUCCCACGUCGAGCGACCUCGAUCCCUUCCAAAGACACCCCUUGUGCGCCUUUGCACAUCUGUAGUCUUUCCCACAAGCCAAUCUUCUCGCUUUCUCUCUGCUUUAGCCAGCUUCAGUCGCUUAUACUCUGCUUUUACUGUCUUCACUUCCCCUACACGUCGUUAUCCUUGCCUUUGACGCGACUUCAUCCUGCACUUUUCCUCUCCCCUACCGCAACCACAACCCGUCACUGUGAUCCGCUUUGCACGAUGAACCCAUCUUACGCUCCUCCCUUGGACACGAUGCGAUCCACCUCCUCUGGUGACAUCACUCCUCCUCCCAUUCUCGCAACGCCAAACCUCUCGCUCAUGUCUGGUCACACGCCUCAAUCGUACAUGCACCACCUGCCUCAUCACAGGCCUGUCCUCUCACCCAAUUAUCACAUUGGUAACAUUCAAAAGCCAUCUCCAGGACAGUAUUCACACAUUCAUUAUCCUCACAAUAGUCCAGGAGGUCAUUACCUGCCAAGUGGUGGACUCAACUUGACGGGGGUUCCCAGUGUCGAAGGUCUCAACGACCUCGAAGCUAUGAAGCGCGCGCUAGACAUCUCUUCACUUCCAUCCAAUCCGAUUAGUGGUCUAGCCCCGCAUAUAGAACCCUCGACGUCGUCUGCAUCUGCAUUCGAAAACAUACCUCCCAAAAAGGCACGAACAUCUCCAUCUUAUCCCACGACAAGUCUAUCCGGAACGCCAAUAACUGCCACGCACCCAAACGCCUCAAGGUACACUCCAGGCCAAUAUCAACCUUUGCCUUACAUGCCAAACGGGAUCAGCACGAUGAAUGCUAAUCCUGCGUCGCCUUUGACUCUCGGAGGCCCACUAUCGACCCCUUCUCAGCCAACCAAUGGUGGGCCUCAGAGCCCUUAUAUGGGCAUUGUCAAUGGUAUGGGUAUGAAUUUCGGGUACCCCUAUAUUGGCUUCAAUCCCACAUCACCUAUUGUAUCGCCCUCGAUGAACCCCGCUGCCAUGACUGGUAACUAUGGGCCCGCCGCCGCUGCUGCCGCUGCCGCCGCCGCUGGUAACACGACUGGCCGUACAGUCUACGUUGGCAAUUUGCCAUCGGAGGCGUCUGUCGACGAGCUUCUCAAUCUCGUCAGAUUCGGACCGAUCGAACAGGUCCGAUUGCUACCCGAAAAAUCCUGCGUGUUCAUCUCCUUCCUAGACGGGUCCACUGCCGCCGCAUUCCACGCCGAUGCAUCCGUCAAGAAGCUCGCUCUCCAUGGUCAAGAACUCAAAAUUGGCUGGGGUAAAGCGUCUAAUGUCCCUCCUUCCAUCGCUAUCGCAGUGGCCUCCAAUCAGGCCACUCGAAACGUCUUUGUCGGGAAUCUUCCUGAAGAUAUGAACGAACAAGAUUUACGAAAUGUCUGCAGCAAGUUUGGACCCAUUGAUCAGGUCAAGAUUGUCAGGGACAAAAAUAUUGGAUUUGUGCAUUUCUUGAGCAUCUCGACGGCUAUCAAGGUCGUCCAGCAGCUGCCGCACGAGCCGGGUUGGGCGGAAAGACGCGUCAACUAUGGCAAGGAUCGAUGUGCCUAUGUGCCCAAGGCUCAACAAGCCGCCGUUCAAGCAGCUCAGGCUCAAGCUGCCGCCGCCAUGUCGUCUCAGCACGCCCAGAUCUCGCCUGGGUCGCCCUUCUCCCCCUUCACUCCCAUGACACCAGGCUUCAACAUGUCAAACUUCGGUUCUCCCUCUGGCUUUGCUUCGCCACUAUUCGGCGGCGGCCCAUCAUACCAUUCCCCGACGUCGUUUAAUGAUCCAUCAUUCGCUGCCCAAGGUGGCAAUCGAAAUAUCUACCUUGGAAAUAUACACCCGGACACCACAACCGAAGAACUAUGCAACAACAUUCGAGGCGGAGUUAUUCAACAGAUUCGGCAUUUGAAAGACAAGAAUAUUGCAUUUGUGACCUUUGUCGAACCACAAGCGGCCAACACGUUUUACAAUUGGGCUAUGAAUGGCUUGACGAUUGGUAGCAGGAGAAUAAAAGUUGGAUGGGGCAAGCAUUCUGGAUCGAUGCCAAAUAAUCUCUUGGCUGCCAUCCAAAGUGGAGCAAGUCGAAAUGUCUAUCUCGGUCAGAUUACGGACUUUGAUAUCUUCACGAUCGACAAGCUUAGAACCGAUUUCUCAGAAUACGGAGACAUUGAGAUGAUCAACUUUUUGACCGAGAAGGGAGCAGCAUUUGUCAAUUUUACCUCCAUCUCGUCAGCUCAAAAGGCCAUCGAGGGAAUCAAGUCGAAAUCCGAGUACGAAGCUCUCCGUAUAUCUUACGGCAAAGACAGGUGUGCCAAUCCCCCAAGGGGAAUGAUGUGAGUUUCGGGUCAGCAUGUGCCUUCACACCACUCUGAUCACCUGUCGCCCAUCACAGGCAAACACCCAACGGUCAAUCCUCCAGCCGCCCUGUCAACCCUCGAGCUAGCUCUUCCAACGAUGCCAAUGAUCCCAUUUCUGCAAAGAUCGCA